Molecule: messenger RNA, 269 nt
Organism: Rangifer tarandus platyrhynchus (Svalbard reindeer)
Lineage: Eukaryota; Metazoa; Chordata; Mammalia; Artiodactyla; Cervidae
Source: the annotation of a GenBank genome assembly
GGGGUGUUCUGGAUCAUCCCUUUGUUUUGCAGGUUUGUUGGGAGAGGGAGCUUGGGGAGGCUGUGCCACUGUGGAGAGGUUGUGGGUUACCAGGAUGCCUCCAAGAGCUGGCCCCUCCCUUGGCUGCAGGAAAUCAUCCUGGAGCCCCGCCCAUGAUGCCUUGUGGGCAUCUGCAGUGGCAGCACUUCACUCUGGAUGAAUUUCUUGCUGCUCUAUAUGGACCAGGGUGCAACUGUGACCAAGAACUCCUUAUUCACACAGUUUCUUAA